AGCAACACUGAAAGUCGUAUGACAACAAGUGACACCCAAUCACGACCCAGGUGAAGUGCGCGCGAAAACUUCUGCUUGUAGUGUCGCGCACGCCGUGUCAAUGCCGGCGCGGCUAUUAAGCGGCCGAGCCUUCGCGGCCGUUGCGGAAGUGAGCAUGACAGACCAGUAUUUCAUCACUUUAGAGUCCCUCACGCAGGCAACCAUCAUCGCUGUUGUUGGCGUCGCUAUCAUCAUCUCUAACCUUCUUAUCAUUGCUGCGUUUCUUAACUUCAAGGGUUUAUCAAACGAAGUGAUUAAUUAUUACUUGCUGUCGCUGUCAAUCGCAGACCUGCUGUGUGGCGUAUUCAUAGUCCCAUUGUCCGUGUACCCUGCGAUAACAGGACGCUGGAUGUUUGGGGAUCUCAUGUGCAGACUCGUCGGCUAUCUUGAGGUCACUCUGUGGUCCGUCUCUGUAUAUACAUUCAUGUGGAUAUCGGUUGAUCGAUAUCUGGCAGUUAGGAAACCGCUCCGUUAUGAGACGGUUAGUGCGACGGUACAAACGCGUACUAGAAGUCAAUGUUGGAUGGUCUUCACAUGGGUAUCAGCUGCGAUGCUCUGCUGUCCUCCACUUCUUGGAUACAAGAAGGAUGCGAGCUUUGAUAAAGAAACACUCAUAUGUAUGCUGGAUUGGGGAACGACUUACGCGUAUACCGCUACUUUAGGUAUGCUGGUUCUGGGUCCCAGUGUUAUUUCUAUAGUUCAUAACUAUUUUUAUAUUUUUGCAAUGAAACGUAAGUUGAACAGUGGCACACCGAUUCACGACAAAGAGUACGCGACGGCUUUAGCAGAGAAUUUAUCCAACCCGAGUCAUUGUAUGAGUUUUGUAAUGGUCACUACAUUUUGGCUUAGUUGGACGCCCUAUGCCGGUGUUAGAACCUACGAGUUCUUUACCGGAGAGGAGUUGAGGAUACCCAUGUUGCAUUUUGGAAUGGUAUGGCUCGGAAUACUUAAUUCAUUUUGGAAAAUCUUAAUAUUGAUAUCGUUGAGUCCGCAGUUCCGUCUUGCGAUGCGUAUUCUAUGCUUGACGGCGUGCUGUCGCUCCAAAGGCCGCCUACAAGCAGAACUCCUCGGAUUGGAUAAUGAUGAUUGAUCUCUAUUUCGCUGUCAGAUUUUUUCAUAUUGUCAAUACACGAUUCGAUUAACGAAUAUCAACUGUUUAGAAUAUAUAUACAGAGUGCUUUCGUUGAACUUACAUGACUCGACAACGAGUCUUACUUUAGCGCUAUAUUUAAGAAUAAGAGCAAAUUGUUGUGCAACGUUCUAAGUCAACUAAGAACAUUUGAGGAAAGCCAGUGUACAAAAAUAUAUAAUAAGAUUAAAAUCAAUUCCAUUCGAAAUAAGAGAAUGUUAAAGUAAUCCGACGGCAAAAAACACGUAGUAAUAGAAAAAUAUUUUUGUAAGUUACUAGAUAAGUAUGUGGCCAUUGUAAAAAGUUGCGAGUCUUUGUAUGUUACGAUAUACCAACUUUCACUUAUAAUAUAAUCAAACUUUGAGAAAUCUAAUUAUCUGAGAGAACCUUUAUUUAAUCAGAACUUGGAAAGCUGUUUAAAAAAAAUAAUAAAAGAAACUCAGUAUAAAUAAUAUAAUAUUUAAUAUAAUAUUUACAAUUCAACAAUUUUUUUACUAAUUAAUUAUGAUUUUAUUAUACGGUUAACAAUCAUUUACUUUUCUAUAUAAUUUAUAGGGUUGAAGUUGUUCUACUCUUUCCGAAAACUAUUUUAUAGAAUGUUAAGCGUAUUAAGGUAUUGUGUAGUAAGUAAUGUUCAAUAAAAUUGGAGGACUUUUGAACACGAUAGAAUCUUUUGGGGAGGUCAAUUUCGCUACACAAGAAACACAUUGAAAAAAAAUUCAAGAGUAUGGAAUUCUUCAAUGUAUUUUUUAUGAAAUAGUAUAAUUUUAUUGAUAUAUAUUCUACUAUAGCCGUGUACAAAUUAUUGGUAACGAUUAUUUCAGAUUUAAAUUAUUGUUUUAGUAAAAUAUUAUGUUCGAAAUUAAAAUUGACGUGGAAUAGAAUUUAUGAUUGAAUAGUACCUACGUAGAGACUUCUCAAUAACUAGAUGACUCGAUCGACGUGGUUUUUUUCAUAAUAAAAAAAUGUUUUUUAUCAUAAUAAAAAUGUCUACCAAAGGCGAGCUCUGUUUUCGUGGGACGUAAAGAAGUCGAGCGGGCUGGAUGGCAUUCCUCCCAUUGUGCUCAGAACGUAUCGGAAGUUCCUCAGCUCAGAAGUUGACGCCAGUGCUAACGCGUUUAUUCCGGCACUCAUUCUCAAAAGGCGUACUUCCUGACUCAUGGAAGUCAGCCCUUGUCCAUCCAAUCCAAAAAAAAAACGACUCGGGACGCCCGACUGAAGUGAUAACCUAAACUAAGUUGAACUAUUUAACUCGAGAAAAGCUUAAUUAUUUAAUUCGAGAAACUUAAAUUUUAUGUAUAUUAAUAUGAUAAUGUAAGGAAAGAUUAUUUAUUAAUAGAAUCUUUUAUUGAUUAUAAAAUAUAUUUUAUUCUUAAUAUAUUGUAUGUACAUUAUAAGUAUCAUUAUUUAAUCCUAUAAAAGUAACGACAUUUUUGUGAUGAUGACAUACAAUGUCAUCUAAAAAUCUUGCAAAGAUGGUUUUGAUAUUUAAUUAUUAUAGAUUAACGAAAAUGGGUGUAUGAGCUUGAACACUUUGCAAGUCCUAAUAAUGGACGAAGAAACGAGAAAUAAAAGUUCGAAUGUCGUAAACGUUAGAAAAUUGCUGUAAUCUAGGAGAAUCGUCAAAUCAAAUGCAUUGAUAAGUAUAUUUUUAAUUUGUCGACAAUAUUUAUUAACUAUUAAUUUUACUUGUUACCAAUUUUUAACACAGUUAAGUAAGUUAGUAAUGAAUUGUAUUUAAAAAGAGUUAAAAAUGUUUGUAAUAAAUUUAUUGCUCUCAUGGCACAUACGCAACACACAUAAUCUAUAAUGUUCAUGGCUUUCAUUCAAAGAGUAUAAUAAUAUGUAGGGAAAAGAGAGCCCUCUCUACGCAUUAUGAGCUGUCUAUUUGAAAGCUGGCGCCAUCUGUAGAUUGGCCACGAAACUAACUAUAUAUAAGCUCCAAAUUAUAAAAUUCAUUUUUAAUGUUCUGACGCAAUUAAAUAACUAACUGUACCUUUUAAUGUAGGUAUUGCAAUUGUUUACCAUGUUGAAAUUGCGCGUAGAGUUAGUUAUCUAAUUUUGUCACAACAUAGAAUAUAGAGGAUAGAUUUAGUAGUGUAAAUAUGCAAAAUGGAACACGAGAGCUACAUACAUGUGCAAACGCUAGGCGUAGCCGCCAUUUUAUGACCAGUGGGCAGUAACACAAAUAAAGAAAAGUUGAAAGGUUUCAAAGCGAGUGACAGCUGCCAAAGCUUUCAUUUUCGGGCCAACUAACAGAUGGCACUACAGUCUUCUGAAAACGUCACUUUAAGGCGUCUGUCCCACCCCUGCUUUCAUUCCUUUCAGCGUUUUGUCCAUAGACUUGCGGAUUAUUUUCAUGUUAUUCCAUUUACUGAUAAGCUUUACUGAUAUGCGUAUAUAUUAUACUAAUAAUCUCUCUAUUUAUUGUUAUUAUAUAACAGAUAGGUAUACACAAUAUCCUAUUAUUUCGAUCCAGUUAGAUAGGCUAGGUCAGAACUCGGAUGCGAGUAACUCUUAGCAUAUUGACACUUGACACUAAUACGAGUGGCGUUCAAUAAAUAGUGGGAUUGACGUGCAAACAAUAUGGAACCAAGACACGUAAACAUUGGCUGAUAUAGUUAUAAGUCUGAUUAUAUAAGAAAAUAAUUUAAUUAUUAUGUUUUCUUUGAAAUGGAGUUAUAGUUUUGUGUUUCCGAAAAAAGAUAAAAUGUAAUUGCGUGUCCUUGAGAAUUUGAGUAUGUAACUAGUUAAGCGAAAUUUACCGGAUACUUUAGAAUUUACCUGAAGCUGGAAUGUAUUCUACGGUUCCUCUUUCAGGCCCAUCAAUGACCGAAAUAUGAUUUAAAAAGUUAUAGAAAUUGCUUGAGCAGAUCGUCAUGUAAACAAAGUUGUCAUCUGGUAAUUUGUAUAGCAUUAAAUACGAAGACUUUGGGAUGAAGACGUAAUGACUACUAGGAGGGUACCAUAGCUGCGCCUUCUUAGACUUCAUGCUGCUCAGAACAUUGGGUUUAAUAAUCGUGUGGCACUACAUCGUCAUAGGCAGAGCGUAUUAUUGAACACCAGUUGGUGUCAGCGAACAUACAUAGUUGUAGAUGAGAUGUGCUUGUGUUGCAUGCGCAACGUGACGAGGCGAGAGGCGAGGGUGUGGCGGCGGCGGGAGGACACCGAUUCCAAACAUAACACAAAUUAUAACUAGAAUUAGAUUAAUUAGAUUGUAUAAAAAUACAACGUACGACACGCCACAAAUUAGGAUAUCAUCCCCACCAUCUGGAUGUGUGGCGGUCUUCCACAGUGCGGUUUUCAAGGAACUUUCUUCCACGUACUACAAAGCUGUGGAGUGAGCUUCCUUGUGCGGUGUUUCCGGGACGAUACGAGAUGGGUACCUUCAAAAAAAGCGCGUACACCUUCCUUAAAGGCCGGCAACGCUCUUGUGAUUCCUCUGGUGUUGCAAGAGAAUGUGGGCGGCGGUGAUCACUUAACACCAGGUGACCCGAACGCUCGUUUGUCCUACUAUUCCGUAAAAAAAAAUACGCAAUAAAAUUUUUAGUGCAUAUUAUAUCUAUUGUUUUAGAGUAGUAUUUUCUGAAGUCGGUUGUUUUUUUGCUAAAAAAAUAUUUUUAUCUAUAUCUUAAAAAAAGUACAAAUUUUGUCCUUAGGACGACAAAUUAGUUUCAGUUAAAAAUUUUCAAAUAAAUAUUAAUGUUCAAGUUACGAAGAUAAAAGUUGGAAAUCAUACGUAUGAUUAAGUAGUUUAAAUGAUUUAAAGGCUUCUUCUGCCAUUUACUAUAAGUUGUGUAGUGUAUAAAGUCUCUAAGAUAAAAUUAUUUACAAACAUAAAAGUUAUACUUGGUCUCAAUAGAAUAGAAAAAAUACUUGUUAAGACGCUUACUGCUUUUUGUAUUACAAUUUAAAGAUAUUCUGUGUUAUAAUAUGAACCUUAUUAAAGUAAUAUUAAAGAUUACAAUACAAUAAUGUUAGUACAUGAAGGUAUAAAAUUUAAUUAGU
Leptidea sinapis is the source of this 5176-nucleotide messenger RNA. RefSeq names its product G-protein coupled receptor 52-like (gene DopEcR). The transcript is spliced from 4 exons. Gene Ontology annotation, biological process: G protein-coupled receptor signaling pathway. Gene Ontology annotation, molecular function: peptide binding; G protein-coupled receptor activity. Gene Ontology annotation, cellular component: membrane. The record is from RefSeq and is a predicted model, not a curated record. NCBI's taxonomy places the organism in Eukaryota, Metazoa, Arthropoda, Insecta, Lepidoptera, Pieridae. Bases 101 to 1129 code for a protein of 342 amino acids.